UGUCGUGAAGUUUGUCAUUGUCACAAGCAAGAUAAAGUUUUAUGUCUGGGAUUUGUAUUUUUUUAUUUAAAGCCAUUUUCUGUAUAAACUCCCUGCAUAUUAUUUUCCAUCAUGUCCUUAUCGGAUCUAAAGCAUACACUAAGAAAAUAUGAGUUUCCGGCUAGUGCUAAGGAAGCACUGUUUAAAAUAGAACAACUAUUAAUAGGUAGAUCGGCUCCUACCAGUAAACAAUUAGACAUUGCCAUGGAUAUAACGUCAGAAUUUAUAUUUUGCGAGACUGAUCGUCGUGGAACACGUCGAGGAAGCGGUCUUAACCCUUUGCAAGAGCUUCAGUUGAUUGAUAUUAUAAGUGACUAUCUUGCGGCUUGUACAAGCGAAACUACUAAAAACACAAUAUUUUUAUCACUGUUUGGAAGUAUGGAAAGUCAGAGAAAAUUGAAAAUUCUUAGUAUUCUAGCGAGUAUGGCUGUGUCAGCAUCUUGUACACCGGUGCUAUUAGCUGUUGGUGUCUGGCUGCAGCAGAUGGGAUGUUCAUCUUCACAUUCCCUUCAGCUAGUUGAAAAUGUUAUACAGGAUCAUUUCUUUUUAAACACAUCUAAUCAGAGUUCAUUGAAAUCACUAGCGACCACAGCCCCACAGUUUGUGUGCAGUUUUAUCACAGCAGUAACAGAGUUAUACAUUCAUGAUGUUCAGGGAAAUAAGAAAAUGCCUCCAAAAAACUUAUUGGAAGUUAUUACAUCUUGGGUGUACACAAAUCCAACACUAUGCAUGUCAGCUCAAUUGAAUCCCCCGGCUUUGCCUGUUGGUGCGAUACCCAUGGCAGCUGUGACACCCCUGGCUGGCUUGAUACACUGGUGUGCAUUAGCACCACUUUAUGUUGAUGAAUCUAUAGAUGUUGAAGAAGAACCGCCUCUAAAAAAAAUUAAAGUCGAGGAUGAAAAACAUGCAAUAGUAAAAUCACUUCCCACAAAGUCUAUGAAGAUAUCGGAGUUAUAUAUAAAGCUACAUUUAGCUGUCUUGCAUAGUUUGCGGGCUGGUCGACGAACCCAUGGUCCCCCCACUGCUGUGAAUGGACAGCAUUUAGCUGCCUUGACUCCACUUGUUCAGGCUUAUGCACAUCAACUCUUGAAAAGAGGAGUUAAGUUACAGACUGAUAGUAAACUACAGGAUUGUCUAGACAGAAUAGGACAGGCAGUUCAAGUGGCGCUUGCUAAUGGUUGCGUUUACGGUAACAUUAGCAAUCUUCUAGCUGCGUUGGACACAUUACCAGAGAACAGAUUGCUACGGAUUAUAAUAAAGAAACACCAACAGAGUAUAUGAAAGACUGUGUGUAAUGUGAAUUAUGGACAUUGAAAAGUACACUGUGCUUCAAAAGUAUUAUUGUAUAGCCUUGAUGUUAUGAGCAGGAUUUAAAGAAGCAGUCUUCAAAAUAUAUUCAACUGUUAUGGAAAGUCUAACAUCAAACAAGUGUAACUAAGAACAUUUACAGUAUCACCUUCUCAAUUAGCUGUACUUAUAAAAAAUUUCUUUACUUGUAAAAAUCUCCUCACUCCUACAAUGUUAUCCAUACACUUGGUGUGUAAAUUUGUAAAAAUUGUAUAGUAAUUACAUUCAUCAAAACAAUAAAAUGUGUAUACUGUAAAUACUAGUUUAUUAAAAAGGUUUAAAUCUC
Messenger RNA from Colias croceus (clouded yellow), 1672 nucleotides. RefSeq lists its product as uncharacterized. Bases 112 to 1320 code for a protein of 402 amino acids. The transcript is spliced from 6 exons. NCBI's taxonomy places the organism in Eukaryota, Metazoa, Arthropoda, Insecta, Lepidoptera, Pieridae. The record is from RefSeq and is a predicted model, not a curated record.